Molecule: messenger RNA, 2051 nt
Organism: Lemur catta (Ring-tailed lemur)
Lineage: Eukaryota; Metazoa; Chordata; Mammalia; Primates; Lemuridae
Gene: ASB16
Product: ankyrin repeat and SOCS box containing 16
Exons: 5
Coding region: 110-1471 (453 amino acids)
Biological process (GO): intracellular signal transduction; negative regulation of delayed rectifier potassium channel activity; neuronal action potential
Cellular component (GO): membrane; axon initial segment; synapse
Molecular function (GO): transmembrane transporter binding
Source: RefSeq, a predicted model, not a curated record
UCUUCUCUCUGGCUCACGGAGGAGGGAGUAGGGUGUCUCCUCAGAGCAAUGGUGGUAGGCUGAGAGAACCCUGCUCUGCCCAGGUGCCCCGACCCCUGGGCCCCUCCCCAUGGCAGGGGAGACCUUCCCCUUCACCUCCUCCACGCUGCGCUCUCUCCGCCUGCAGCGGGAGUGGCUGGAAUGGGAGGACCGGCGGCGGGCUGCUGCCCGGCAGAGCCGAAGCCACAGGUGCCCCUUAAGUGCCCGGGCCCGACUCGCUAGGCCGCGCCGCUCCUGCCGAGACCCAGCUGUCCACAAUGCCCUGUUCUCCGGCGACCUGCAGCAGGUCCAAGCCCUGUUCCAAGAUGAAGAGGCUGCCAACAUGAUUGUGGAGACUGUAAGCAACCAGCUGGCCUGGUCGGCUGAACAGGGGUUCUGGGUGCUGACCCCCAAGACCAAGCAGACGGCGCCCCUCACCAUCGCUGCGGCCCGAGGCUACACAGACUGUGCCCGACACUUGAUCCGGCAGGGGGCUGAGCUGGACGCCCGGGUGGGGGGCCGGGCUGCCUUGCAUGAGGCCUGUGCCCAGGCCCAGCCUGACUGUGUGCAGCUGCUGCUGACCUUCGGCGCCAAGGCUAAUGUGCUGUCUGAGGAGGGCACGACCCCCUUGCACCUUUGCACGACCCCUGAGUCCUUGCAGUGUGCCAAGUUGCUGCUGGAGGCGGGAGCAACGGUGAACCUGGCGGCCUGCGAGAGCGAGGUGACGCCCCUGCACGUGGCGGCAGCGCGCGGCCUGGAGCGGCACGUGGCUCUCUACCUGGAGCAUGGCGCCAACGUGGGCCUGCGCACCAACCAGGGCGAGACGGCGCUGAACGCGGCGUGCGCGGGGGCCGAGGGUCCAGGCAGAGCCAGGCAGCACGAGGCCGCGGCGCGUCUGCUCCUGGAGGCCGGGGCUGAUGCCCGGGCGGCCGGGCGCAAGCGCCACACGCCGUUGCACAACGCCUGUGCCAACGGCUGCGGGGGCCUGGCCGAGCUGCUGCUGCGCCACGGGGCCUGCGCUGGAGUCCCCAACGGGGCGGGCCACACACCCAUGGACUGCGCGCUGCAGUCCGUGCAGGACGGCCCCAACUGGGAGCCCGAGGUCCUCUUCGCGGCGCUGCUGGACUACGGGGCCCAGCCUGCGCGCCCUGAGAUGCUGAAACACUGUGCCAACUUUCCCCGGGCCCUGGAAGUCCUGCUUAAUGCCUAUCCUUGUGUCCCAUCCUGUGAUGGCUGGGUGGAGACGGUGCUUCCAGAGCUGUGGCAGGAGCACAACGCCUUCUACAGCUCGGCCCUGCGCAUGGUGAACCAGCCCAGGCGGCUACAGCACCUGGCCCGUGUGGCUGUGCGUGCUCAGCUGGGGAGUCGCUGCCGGCAGGCUGCUGCCCGGCUCCCGCUGCCCCCGCUCCUCAGGGACUACCUGUUGCUGCGUGUGGAGGGACAGCUUCAGUGAGCCCCAUGCCACGCUGCUCCCACAGCUCAUCCUGCCCCCUCCAUUGGACCCUGCCCCCAAUCCUAGAGAACUAGUCCCUGGCCCUCUUCUCCGCACUCUGCAUGCCUUCCUGGUCCAGCUCAUGCCUCCAUUGGCUUCUUGAGCCACUUGCUGACCUCCCGCCGGACCUGAGCUUCAGACCCUUUCUCUUUCUCUGGUGGGAAGGUCUGCAGGCUCAGCCUGUUCCCGGACUCAGCCUUUGCCCACCUCCUCCUGUGCUUAAAUGGAUGGCGCCUCUAUCCACCCAGGCCCCAAGCCAGGAACAGGUGAUCCUUGUCACCUCCCUUCCCUGCCACCCAUAUCCCUGUUCAGCCUCCUAAACAGUGACAGACUCUGCCUGCACUGCCUUGCCUGACCGGCCCUUGUCACUUAUGGGAAGGUCUUGAAACGCAUGCCCUGAAUGGAUGCUGGAAUGAUCCUUGAGAGUCACCACUCUGAUCAUUCCCCUCAUUGGAUUCUCUCUACCUUCAGGCUAAAAUCAAAACUCAAUAAAAACAAAGCCUCUAGAGCCUGGCCUCUGCCAAGCUCUCUGGCCUCCUCA